AUGGGUAGGUAGGUGUCUAGACGGUAGCGCACCCAGCUACCCCAGGUUCCCCUCUCUUUACGACCUCCCUCCACUUCGCUCAGCGUCAUAUCAUACUAUAUCAUCACCACGCCCAGAAUCUGUUCGGCUGGAAAGACAGCCAUGACCUACCGGCCACCAAUCCCGCACCCGGUCCAGCUUCCCAUUAUUAUUGACGCAGCCGAAACCCGCACCCUGCUGACCUUUCCCACCGAGGGCCUCCCGUCCCCGUGUAUUGUCCCCCACACCAGUCUGCGCGCCUUCCCCGUCCGCUACCCAACCGGCUCCGCGCCCGCCCAGACCCAGAUCAACCGCUGGCUGUGCUGCCGCUGCGCAGAGGAAGGGUAUCCCGACCCCGUGGGGAUGGUUCACUAUCCUAGUCCUCCUCCAGCUUCUUCUUCUUCUUCUUCCGCUCCUCUCCACCAACAACACCACCACCAUCACGACCGCGACGUGCCUCAGAAUAAUAACAACACGAACGAGGAUUACCCGGCCGACGGGAGCGCAGAGGCCAGCAGCAGCAGCGGCGGCGACGACGGGAGCUUCGACGUCUGCUGGCGCACCAGCUGCCGCCACCGGAAGUGUGUCAACUGCGCGCUCUACGCGGGGCCGCUGGGCCGCGACGGCCAGGCGAAGCUGCUGAUCCGCACCGUCGGCGGCCUGCACGCGUCGCCCCGGUUCGUCGACCCGGUGUACUGGGAGUGCGCCGGGUGUGGCGACUGGGCGUCGAACCGGUUUGAUUCGCGGUGCACGCUCGGGAUCACGGCGUGUGCGAACGCGGCUUGUCCGUUCCGUUGGCGGGCGGCGCAGGCGCAGCUUGGGGCUGUUGUUGUUCGUCAUGGGCAGCUUGUGAGCGGCGGCGAGACAGGAGGAGGAAGUCUUGCGACAGGGGCCGGGUUGCUGACGGCGGAGAGCGUGGUGAUGAAUCGGUAUGGGCAGCGGCUGGGCACGGCGGACCAGAGGGUUGCGGUGUCGGAUGGGCCGUGGGAUUGGCAGCGGCGGGCCCUGGGCGAUCCGCGGUGUGCGAUCGUGGCUGGUCUGAGGGCGGCAAUGAGGAGGGACGGCGGUGCCGACGGGAGGGCCAUGCAGUUCGGUAGUCGUGUCAACAACGGUAGUCAUGCGACGGCCAUGUGUGAUUCAGGGGCGCUGUGGAAGGACGGGGAGCCCGUGCCUCAUUAUCCUUAUAGGAGGCCGCCGCCGCUGGAUGGGAGCGAUGCCGACGAGAACAACGAAUAUGAGGGCUCGUACCUGGCCGGGAUGCCGACGGAGCCGCUGGACAAGGGAAAGAGUCCAGAGCAGCACUACACAAGCCCAAGCCGCAAUCCGCCUUUCUAUGCGAUUCCGAGCCCCGCGGCCGCCAGUUCGGGUGCCGUUAGCUCCGGGUCAUUGGGCUCGUUGCCGGGAUGGAGUCGUUUGCACAUGUAGCACGGGCGGACGGUACGAGGGACGGGAGGGACCAGCUAGUGCGUAAUAACUGGUCCCUGACAUCCGCCUUGACACGGCUACCUAUAGGAGGA
Molecule: messenger RNA, 1535 nt
Organism: Chaetomium strumarium
Lineage: Eukaryota; Fungi; Ascomycota; Sordariomycetes; Sordariales; Chaetomiaceae
Exons: 1
Coding region: 142-1443 (433 amino acids)
Source: RefSeq, a predicted model, not a curated record